Molecule: messenger RNA, 1845 nt
Organism: Lindgomyces ingoldianus
Lineage: Eukaryota; Fungi; Ascomycota; Dothideomycetes; Pleosporales; Lindgomycetaceae
Exons: 8
Coding region: 1-1845 (614 amino acids)
Molecular function (GO): protein binding
Source: RefSeq, a predicted model, not a curated record
AUGGAGGAACGAUUUUCAUGGACAAGAGACCGUCAGACUACGUACAAAGAAGACAAGGCGUACUCGCUAUUAGGCAUGUUUGAUAUCUGCAUGCCGCUCCUCUAUGGUGAAGGGGAGGAAAAGGCGUUUCAACGACUCCGGAAAAAGAUCACCAAGCUCUCAAAGGACCAGGAAUGCAUCCAGCACUUACGCCUUACUGACCCCCGCGACGACAAGAAGCGCAUCGAAGACACUAAGGGCGGACUGCUAGAGGACUCAUACCACUGGAUCCUCGAAAAUCCCAACUUCCAACAAUGGCGGGAUGAUGAGCAGAACCAACUGCUAUGGAUCAAGGGCGAUCCCGGAAAGGGCAAGACGAUGCUGCUCUGCGGCAUCAUCAAUGAGUUGAUUAAGUCAAUGCCUAAGACAGACCAGCUGUCCUACUUCUUCUGCCAGGCUACGGACUCGCGAAUCAACAGCGCUACGGCCGUAUUGCGAGGUCUACUGUACUUGCUUGUUGAUCAGCAACCAUCACUUAAUGCCUUGUCUAAGAUCUUCACAGACAUCCUCCAAGAUCCAAGCUUAAAUAGCACGUCCUUAAUUAUUAAUGCACUUAAUAAGUGCGUGGCAGACUUGCCAAAGCUGUUAGACUUUAUUUGGAUCGUCUCCAGCCGCAACUGGCCUGAUAUUGAGGAGCGUCUAGAAAGGGCGGGACACAAGGUGAAGCUGUGCCUCGAGCUAAACGCAGAGUCUGUUUCUACAGCAGUUGGCAUAUUCAUCCAGCAUAAGGUGCUUCGGCUAGCAGAAGAGAAGAGGUACAACAACAAAACGCGAGACGCCGUAGCUUUAGUCUGUCAAAACCUUAAAAAUAUCUCACGCCGGAAAAUCCUUGCAAAGCUAAACGCGUUCCCACCUGGACUGGGUUCUCUUUACGAGCGAAUAAUGCAGCAGAUAUGGGAUUUAGACAAUGCAGAAGAUGUAGAAAUCUGCAAGCGGAUACUAGGCUUAACCGCGAUUGUAUAUCAACCUGUUACAUUACAAGAGCUGACAUCUCUUGUAGAUAUACUUAAGUAUAUAGCAGAUGAUCUUAAGUCGCUUCGCGAGAUUAUUAGCUUGUGUGGCUCAUUCCUUACAAUCCAAGGAGAUACGGUCUAUUUUGUACAUCAAUCAGCAAAGGAAUUCUUAAUUAAAAAUGUUUUAGAUGGUAUCUUUCCAUCCAGAACAGAAGAGGUCCACUACGAAAUCUUCUCAAGAUCACUCCAGGUUAUGUCUAGGACGCUCCGACAAGAUAUGUACGGCUUGGGUGCGCUAGGAUACCCAACCGAGCAGAUUAAGGCGCCAGACCCAGAUCCACUAGCAGCUUCUUCUGCAGAGGAUAAAGUUGAUCUGCAGGAUGGAGGCGCUGUUGACAGCUUCCUAAGACAUCAAUACCUCUACUGGCUAGAGGCUCUUAGCCUUUGCAAGAGCAUGUCUAAAGGAGUAGUGUUAAUAGCAAAACUAGAGGUCCUUAUAAAGAGGAGAGCAAAUGCAUCUGCAUUAAAUGAACUAGUAAGAGAUGCGCGCCGAUUUAUUAUGGCCCAUAAAUUGGCAAUAGAGAACAGUCCGCUUCAGUCGUAUGCUUCCGCGCUAGUAUUUAGCCCCACUCAAAGUAUAAUAAGAGGCCUUUUCAAAAGAGAAGAGCCAAACUGGAUUACAAUAGAGCCGGCUAUGCAAGAGAAAUGGAAUGCUUGCCUCCAGACGCUCGAGGGCCAUAGCCAUUACGUCAGCUCAGUAGCCUUCUCCCCCGACUCUACACGGCUGGCGUCAGGUGGCCACGGGAGGGUAUGGAUAUGUAAUGUUGAGCGUAACAAGCUUAAUGCGUCCUAA